This is a messenger RNA of Cryptomeria japonica (Japanese cedar), 2597 nucleotides long. Its product is annotated as aldehyde oxidase GLOX. Lineage: Eukaryota; Viridiplantae; Streptophyta; Pinopsida; Cupressales; Cupressaceae. The coding region runs from base 670 to 2295 and encodes 541 amino acids. The record is from RefSeq and is a predicted model, not a curated record. The transcript has 3 exons.
UUGCUUCAUUUCUUCUCACCAUUGCUUUCAACUGCUUUUUCCAUUGGUUUUAGUCACUGUGUUUUAGGACCCACAGUUAAACGCAUCUUCUUCUUCUUUACUUGCAAUUUUGCAAAGGCAUUCGGCAGUUAUAUUCUGUCAUCUUCUUGCUUGUCUUUUCUUUUUUCAAUGUAUACUAGUACUCCAACUGGUCUACAACUGUGUCAGUUGCCAAAGAAGAAGGCCAUAUCUUUGUUUGAAGAAGUGGUGGAAGUUCUGAGCUUUUGAUCCGCACAACCUGACUUUGGAAGCUGCAGAGAAUUCUGUACUUAAUUCUUUAACUACUGGUUUUAACAGUUUUUCUGCUACUGUGCGUAAGUGAUUGAAGAUUCUCUGUAUAGUAUUUGCAGUAUGUUUUCUUGUACUUCUGUUGGAGGAUUUGGAUUUUACUACAGUCUGUCAUUUUGGAAACCACCCAUCUUAGUAAUUUCUCUGGACUAGUGAUUUCAUAACCACCCAUUCUUGGUACCCAGAUUUUAGAAGUAGAAAAGUAUUUGAUCUGGUGAAGAACAAGCUUUUGGGGUUAUGAAGCUUACAAACAUUCACGCUUGCAGAUUUCCAGCAACGCGAUUUUGGUAGCUACACUGGUCCUAAGCUUGUACAGGCUAAAGCUGUACAUAUCGAUACAAAAUGACAGCAGCAGCUCCUGCAUUGUUUAUUCAGGCAUUUCUACUGUUAAAUUUGCUGUUCAAAGUUACAGAAUCCCUUCCAGGAUCAUGGGAACUGCUAGUUGAGAAUGCAGGGAUUGCAUCAAUGCAUACUGCAGUUACCCAUUAUGGAACAGUAGUGUUUCUGGACAGGACUGAUAUAGGGGAGAGUAGGAUUUCCCUGCCACCUGGGAAUUGCAGAGACAAUCCUAACGACAAAACACAGCAGCAUGACUGCACUGCACAUUCUGUACUUUUCAACCCUGACAACAAUAAAAUCAGGCCAUUGAAGAUAUUUACAGAUACGUGGUGCUCUUCUGGACAGUUUCUUCCUGAUGGUACGUUGUUGCAGACAGGGGGGGACCUGGAUGGAAACAAAAAGAUCAGGAAGUUUGUACCCUGUUCUUCAGAGGAGCUCUGUGACUGGAAUGAGCUGGAGGAUGAAGAGUUGAAAGAAGGACGUUGGUAUGCAACAAAUCAAAUUCUUCCUGAUGGGAGGGUUAUAAUUGUUGGAGGAAGGGGUGUGCACAGUAUUGAGUAUUACCCUCCCAGUCCUUCUGAUCCAAUCGAUAUGCCCUUCUUGUCUCAGACGGGAGAUCUCCAAAUGGACAAUCUGUAUCCCUAUGUGCAUUUGCUACCUAAUGGGCAUCUUUUCAUCUUUGCCAACACAGAAUCGAUUCUCUAUGACUACGAGACCAACAAAAUCAUUAAAAACUAUCCUCCAUUGGAGGGUGGCCCUAGAAAUUACCCCUCUGCAGGGUCAUCAGUGAUGUUGGCACUGACACCAGAGGAUGAUUAUUCAAAGGGGGAAGUUGUUAUAUGUGGGGGUGCAAGAUUUGGUGCUUACCUUCAAAGAGUUCCUCUCACAGCCAAUGGCAGCUGUGGAAGAAUGGUGGCAACAGACCCUGAGCCUUCAUGGGCUAUUGAGGAUAUGCCAUUUGUGAGAAUUAUGGGGGACAUGAUUAUGCUUCCAACUGGUGAUGCUAUAAUUAUAAAUGGUGCCCAGGCUGGUUCACAGGGCUUUGAAUUGGCAUCCCAACCAUGUCUAAAUCCAGUUCUGUACCAACCCUCUGCAGCUCCAAACCUGAAAUUUAUGACCCUUACUCCUAGUACAGUACCAAGAAUGUAUCAUUCCACUGCAGUUUUGUUACCAGAUGGAAGGAUACUGGUAGCUGGUAGUAAUCCUCACUACUAUUAUGUUUAUGAUGAACCCUUUCCUACUGAACUCAGAGUUGAGGCUUUUUCACCUGAGUAUCUUGGACCUGAUAGGGCUAAUCUCCGCCCAAGUAUUAUCAAAUCUCCUGAUGUUGUUACAUAUGGAUCCACUUUUAGCAUUGAGAUCUCUGUUGAACUUCAUGUUGUAGGAAUAAUUGAGGUCAAUAUGGCAAGUGCCCCAUUUGCAACACAUUCAUUUUCUCAGGGUCAGAGACUGGUUAAAUUGAAGGUUUCAUCUGCCAUUCCUGCUGGUGCUGGUGAAUCAACAUAUACUGUAACUGCAACUGCUCCUCCAAAUGCAAAUAUCGCUCCUCCAAGCUACUAUAUGGUCUUUGCUGUGAACCAGGGAGUUCCUAGUGUUGCUAAGUGGGUGAAGCUGGUUAAUCAGCAAUAACAAAUUUCACAUCAAUGUUUUUAAUUAUCAGAAUCAUCUUAUGUUUGUGAUGCUCUGAUAACCCAUUAAUCUUUUCUAUUGUUAACUGAACAUCAGCAUCAGAAAGUCUCAAUAAUUAAUUUUAUUGGGUAAUUUAAGCAGUGGAUGAUCAGUGAUAAUAUUAUUGAUAUCCAGUCAAUAACCUAUCAGCAAAAGGACAAACUGUAACUUUCUUGUAUCCAAGUAACAAGGAUAUGCAGUCUGUAAACCAUAAAUCAAUUCGGUCAUGGAAUUUUUUAAUGUUAUCAUUUUUGUUCUCCCCA